Osmerus eperlanus (European smelt) is the source of this 1362-nucleotide messenger RNA. It is a transcript of the gene mboat4, whose product is annotated as membrane bound O-acyltransferase domain containing 4. Gene Ontology annotation, molecular function: serine O-acyltransferase activity. Gene Ontology annotation, biological process: peptidyl-serine octanoylation; lipid modification. The record is from RefSeq and is a predicted model, not a curated record. Gene Ontology annotation, cellular component: endoplasmic reticulum membrane. The transcript has 3 exons. The coding region runs from base 1 to 1362 and encodes 453 amino acids. NCBI's taxonomy places the organism in Eukaryota, Metazoa, Chordata, Actinopteri, Osmeriformes, Osmeridae.
AUGGAACCCAUCCACUGGCUGUUUGAGCAGCAUCCAUUUCUGAUGUAUCAAGUCUUUUCAGUUCCCUUUGCAUUUCUAUUCUACGGUUUGUCCCGAGAGGGAUAUCUGUCCUUGGCAAACAGGCAUGUGUUUCUGGCGCUGGGUGGAUGUGCCCUGGCUGUCGUCAGCAUGGGAGUGUACAGCCUGCUCCUGUUUGCUUCCACCGGGGUAUUCCUGCUUCAGGUGUGCUCACUCAGCCCUGCACACGUCCAUCCAUGGGUGUUUGGAGUGCAGAUGUCCUGGCAAACCGUCUGGCACCUUUACAUGCAGUACCGAGAAUACUAUCUCAACGAGACCACUAAUAUCAGGUUUCUCUUAUCGGUGUCCUCUUUGAUGUUAAUAACUCAGAGAAUGAGCUCAGUGUCUAUGGACAUUCAGGAAGGCAGAGUCAGGAUGCCAUCUAGGCCAGCACCCCUGGGCAGAGCCUGGGCUCUCCUCUCCCUCCUCAGCUACAUGUUUAGCUUCACAACCCUGCUUGGUGGACCCUUACAAUCCUACCAUCAGUUUGUGUGUUGUGUGGAACAGAUUGACCGCAGCCCACCUCCACAUCCUCUGCGAGUGGUCUCCCUGAAGGGGGGCCAGGUCUUCUCACUGGAAUGCCUCAGAAGCUUUCUAACUCGUCUCCUCAGAGCCAGUGCUGGAGAGCUACCACGCUGCAGUGUUCUGGGUGGCGUUGUGUGGGCCUGGGGACUGGCAUUAGCACUGAGGACCAGGUACUAUUCACACUGGAAGGUCAGCGAGUGCCUUAAUAACGCAGCCGGAUUUGGCUUCAGGGGAACCGGCACUGAAAACUCCCUAACUUCGUGGAGCGGGCUGUCAGACGGAGACCUCUUGACCACAGAGAUGUCUUGUAGGGUGUCCGUGUUUGCACGGCGGUGGAAUGCCACCACCGCUGCCUGGCUACGUCGGCAAGUUUUCGACCGAUGCAGGACUUCCCCUAUAAUGAUGACUUUUGGCUUUUCAAUACUGUGGCAUGGUCUGCACCCAGGCCAGUUUGUUGGAUUUCUGAUCUGGGCUUCUGCAGUGAAAGCAGAUCACCUGAUACACCCGCACUUAAAGACUAGACUUACAUCCACUUGGAGAAAAUUGUGGUACGCCGGGCUGGGUUGGAUGCACACUCAGAUUGUGAUUACAUGUGUCGUUAUUGCUGUUGAGCUUCGAAGCUUUUCGUCUUUGAGAUUCCUCUAUGUGACAUACAUUGGUGUUUUCCCCUUUCUUUUCACAUUGCUCUGCAUCGGGGGAAAUGCCGUUGAAUCACUUUUAGGAUUUCAUGGGCAGCUACUUGAUUCACGACCACUUAGAUGUACGCCUAACAUGACGUAA